Messenger RNA from Penaeus chinensis, 1428 nucleotides. Its product is annotated as craniofacial development protein 2-like. Bases 1 to 1428 code for a protein of 475 amino acids. The transcript has a single exon. Gene Ontology annotation, cellular component: nucleus. Gene Ontology annotation, biological process: chromatin remodeling. The record is from RefSeq and is a predicted model, not a curated record. Gene Ontology annotation, molecular function: catalytic activity. Lineage: Eukaryota; Metazoa; Arthropoda; Malacostraca; Decapoda; Penaeidae.
AUGUGUCCCGGCCUCUCCCCCAACAUCCAACAGAUUGAUGAUGCCAGGAAAACAGCUGUCAUCGACAGAGAGCUCUCUCGGCUAGGUGUAGACAUUGCAUGCUUGCAGGAGACGAGGCUUCCAGACAGUGGCACCCUCAGAGAAAAGAGCUACACCUUCUUCUGGAAAGGUAAACCCCCUGAAGAACCCCGCCAGCAUGGUGUCGGCUUUGCCAUAAAGAACACACUGAUGACCUCCAUCGAGCCCCCUUCAGCAGGCACAGAGAGAAUUCUGACCCUUCGUCUGUCCACGUCUUGUGGCUCAGCAAACAUCAUCAGUGUGUACGCGCCCACGCUGUACUCUACCCCUGAGGAUAAGGACCAGUUCUAUGGUGCCCUGGAUGAUAUCAUAUCCCAAACCCCCAGCACUGACAUGCUUUACCUCCUUGGCGACUUCAACGCCAGAGUGGGAGCUGACCACGAGGCUUGGCUCUCCUGUAUCGGUGCCUAUGGACGCGGGAAGAUAAAUGAAAAUGGCCAGUGUCUGCUAGAGCUGUGCUGCUACCACGGCCUAUGCGUCACCAACACCUUCUUCCCGUGCAAAGAAAUCCAUCAGGUCUCCUGGAGACAUCCUCGUUCACGCCACUGGCACCAGCUCGACUUGGUAUUGACCAGACGCAAGGACCUUGCCAGCGUCCUCCUCACCCGUACCUACCACAGUGCUGACUGCGACACUGACCAUUCCCUCGUCGCCAGUAAGGUGCGCAUUGCCCCGAGGAAGAUACACCACAGCAAGAAGAGCGGACGGCCACGCGUCAACACCUGCAAUGCCAGAAACCCCCUUAAGAUGCAGGGCUUCCUGAACCUUCUCAACGUGAACCUAGCAAGGGAGAUGUCUGAAGACGACACCACAGACCUCAUCUGGUCCCACCUGCGGGACUCGAUCUACAGUGCAGCCAUCUCCGCUUACGGAAAGAAGGAACACAAUCACGCUGACUGGUUUGAGGCUCACUGGGACAGGAUGGAGCCUGUGGUUGAGGCUAAGAGGAAGACCCUUCUGGCCUACAAGAACGCUCCAAACCCCACCACGCUUACUGCACUCAGGGUUGCCAGGAAAACAUCCCAGCAGACAGCUCGUCACUGCGCAAACACCUACUGGUUAAAUCUCUGCAGUAGAAUACAGCUUGCUGCAGACGUAGGAGAUGCAAGAGGGAUGUACGAGGGCAUCAAGAAGGCGACAGGUCCAGCGCCCAGUAAGUCCGCCCCCCUCAAGACCAAGACAGGCGACGUGAUCACCAACCAAGGCAAGCAGCUAGAACGAUGCGUUGAGCACUACCUGGAGCUGUACGCCACGCAAAAUGUUGUCACUGAUGCUGCCCUUGCCGACACCCCUGACCUACCUGUAACGGAGGAACUUGAGAGAACUGCCCACAAAGGAGGAGCUCAGUAA